Molecule: messenger RNA, 712 nt
Organism: Austrofundulus limnaeus
Lineage: Eukaryota; Metazoa; Chordata; Actinopteri; Cyprinodontiformes; Rivulidae
Gene: c1qa
Product: complement component 1, q subcomponent, A chain
Exons: 5
Coding region: 1-699 (232 amino acids)
Molecular function (GO): protein binding
Source: RefSeq, a predicted model, not a curated record
AUGGGAGCUCAUCAGAACCUUGCCGUWCUGCUCGGCGUGGCCUCGUUACUGCUGAACGUCUGCUGUGAUGUGGGCUGUAAGGGGACAGACGGACAACCAGGACAGGCUGGGACUGCUGGAAGAGACGGACUGCCUGGACUGAAGGGAGAGAAGGGAGAUCCAGCUGUGAUGAUCCAAGGUCCGGUGGAUCCGAUCACCCUGUUGAGACUCAAAGGGGACCUGGGGAAUCCAGGCCCCCCAGGGGACAUGGGGGUUAAAGGUUAUCAGGGUCAAUUAGGAGCAACUGGUCCCGUUGGAAAGCCUGGUCCACCUGGUCCAACAGGGAAGAACACCGGCGCCGGACAGGCUAGCUCGAAUCAAGAAGUUCAAUAUUCGGCUUUUUCUGUCAUCAGGAACGACAGCAGCUACCCGGUCUUCGGCCAGAAAAUAACCUACCAGACCGUGGUGGUCAACAAACCCGGUGAUUUGAUAGCGAACACGGGAAUCUUCGUCUGCCGGGUAGCUGGGGUCUACUAUUUCACCUUCCACUCCAUUGCGAAGGUCAGCAUGUGCCUGGGUUUGAGCAGCAACUCCCUCGGCGACGACAAGCUGGUGUUCUGUGAUUACAACAGAGACAGGCGCUACGAGCAGGUGAGUGUCAACAACAACAUCAACAACAACAAUAAUAUUAAACACUGCUUACAAAGUACCUCAAAGUAAUACUUGAGUAAAA